AUGUCUACGAUCGUAUAUCUUGCUGAUAGUUUUCUCACGAAUCCUUCGUAUCGAGCGCCAUUAUCCUUAUUGAAAGGCUUAAGACAAGGUAUUGUUUAUGGGGCGAAAGUUCGCUUUGCUCAUUCGCUCGUUCAAGCAUUUCUCUUUCGACAUGAACCAUGGUCGAAACGAAUGCGUUUCGUCCUUCGUAUGACUUAUAUUCAUGCGAAAAAUCUCGGUCUAUUCGUGUUUUUCUAUAAAACAUUGCGAACCAUACUUUCAACCGUCUUUCACCUAUCAAAACCCUGGUGCGCUUUCCUUUCGGCAUUCGUCGUCGGCUAUUUCGUUUUUCAUGAACGUAAUAGUAUCAAUGAACAGAUUAUAUUUUAUCUGUUGGCACGGAUUGUCGUUGGUUUAGCGCGUUAUGCACAAAAACAAACAUGGUUGCCACAUUCUAAACGACCUGUUUUUCCGUGGUUUGCAGCAUUUGUUUGGGGUACGGUGCUCUGGUUAUUCGAAUGUCAUCGCGAGACAUUACAGCCGUCAUUAACACGGUCGAUGGUAUACUUGUACGAAAAUUCUAACCGGUGGUCAUCAUUACACAAUUAUUUUCUUCGUGAUGUAUCUUCAUAG
Molecule: messenger RNA, 612 nt
Organism: Adineta ricciae
Lineage: Eukaryota; Metazoa; Rotifera; Eurotatoria; Adinetida; Adinetidae
Source: the annotation of a GenBank genome assembly